Molecule: messenger RNA, 1422 nt
Organism: Cheilinus undulatus (humphead wrasse)
Lineage: Eukaryota; Metazoa; Chordata; Actinopteri; Labriformes; Labridae
Product: spermidine synthase-like
Exons: 8
Coding region: 70-939 (289 amino acids)
Biological process (GO): spermidine biosynthetic process
Cellular component (GO): cytosol
Molecular function (GO): spermidine synthase activity
Source: RefSeq, a predicted model, not a curated record
UCAAGCUGUCAGACAUCGGUUAGUUGUUACGUCUUUACUGUGACUUACCUGUGGCCGUAGACGGUGAACAUGGACUGCUUUAAGGACGGAUGGUUUACGGAAUUAUCUCCAAUGUGGCCGGGGCAAGCUAUGAGCCUAGAGGUGGAAGAGCUGCUCUACCACAAGAAGUCCAAAUAUCAAGAUGUCAUGGCCUUCAAGAGUAAAUAUUAUGGUAACGUCUUGGUGCUGGAUGGAGUGAUCCAGUGCUCUGAGAGGGAUGAGUUUUCAUAUCAAGAGAUGAUGGCCAACCUUCCUCUGUACAGCCACCCUGACCCUAAGAAGGUGCUGAUUAUUGGUGGAGGAGAUGGCGGUGUAGCAAGAGAAGUUGUGAAACACCCGCUGGUGGAGUCGGUGGUUCAGUGUGAGAUAGAUGAGGAUGUCAUCAAUGUUGCAAAGGACUACCUCCCUGGGAUGGCCCAGGGGUUUUACAGUCCUAAACUCACCCUUCAUGUUGGUGAUGGCUUUGAGUUCAUGCUGCAGAACCAAGAUUCCUUUGACGUCAUUAUCACUGAUUCCUCAGACCCUGUUGGACCAGCUGAGAGUUUGUUCCAGGAGCCUUACUAUGAACUUUUGAAGUCAGCGCUGAAAAGUGAUGGAAUUCUUUGCUCCCAGGGAGAGUGUCUGUGGCUCCAUUUGGAUCUGAUAAAGGAGAUGCAAACCUUCUGCAAAAAGCUAUUCCCUGUUGUGGACUAUGCCUACACCUGUGUCCCAAGUUAUUCUAGUGGCCAAAUUGGAUUCAUGCUGUGCAGUAAAGAUCCUGAAACAAACUUUAGAGAACCAGUGGACGUCCUGUCGAAAGAAGAAGUUGAAAAUAUGGAAUUUAGAUAUUACAACUCCAAAAUGCACAAAGCAGCUUUUGAGCUCCCCGAGUUUGCCAGAAAGGUACUCAGUGACCCUUGAUCGGCCACAACCAUCAUGUUCAAGACCUACCCUGGUCCACAAACAGACCUCUGCCAAGGAAAUCUCAGCAGGUUCAGCACCUCUGAAGAGAGAAGUUUCCCUCCUUCCAGUCUCUAAUAUCUUGAUGUUGAGUAAUUUUUGGGAUGUCUUUAGUUUCUUUGUUUGUGGUCUUUGAAGUCUUUUUGUGAUGACAAAUUUAAAGAACUGGUCUGCAAUUAAAGAGAAUUAUCAUCAACUUGACAGGCUUUGGUGAAUCUACACAUUACAAAAUGUCUUGCAUACUUUGAAGUAUGAAUGACAUCUACUUGUGUACUUUUGUUGUUGGCAAAGAAGAUGAAGCACUACUUAGCUUUAAACAUGAAUUUGAUUUGGAAUCGUUUUUCCUUUUAUGUGAGUCCAUUUUGCAGUAUACUCAUAAUCUGUUCAGCAACAGGCCUGUAUGCAGAAUCAUUACACUGUGAAGUUUUUAAACAGAAAAAAUAU